AUUGUCAAUGUCACAAAUAUUUUUCAAACGCAGUAUUCAACAUACAACAGCAAUGUAACCAAAAAUAGACGCAAAAUGAGUGCAAUAUUAAAAUUCAUCCGUGAGAAUCAUAUCCUGGCGGUAAUAGAACAGGCUAUUGCAGAAAAGAAGUCUCGGGUCAUUUUAAAUUCAUUCGAAAUAACAGAUAUUCCACCCCUUUUAUAUACUUGCACUCACGUCGAAUAUCUUUAUCUACACACCAACGAAUUGACUGAGAUACCGGUACAAAUCACCCAACUAUUAAACUUGACUACGUUGACUCUUGAUUAUAACAACAUAAGUGUUUUACCGCCUGAAAUUGGUAAUUUGAAAAAUCUCAUAAAUCUAAACAUUAGCUACAACCCGCUAAAGGAACUGGCCCCAGAGAUUGGUGAAUUGGAAAGCUUGGAAGCAUUUUGGUGUAACCGGACGGGGCUGGUGGAAAUACCAAAAGAGAUCGGUAAAUUAACGAAAUUAGACACAUUCGGUGCUCGGGGUAAUGAAUUAAAAUGUAUACCGGAAGAGAUGACGAGGUUAACAAAAUUGAGAUGGCUCACCCUUGAGUUUAAUGAAAUAGAAAGUCUGCCUCCAAACAUGGAUCGUAUGGACAGCCUCGUCCACUGCAACUUUAAGCACAACAGGAUAAAGGAGUUCCCGAAUUCUUUGCUCAAAUGCAAUAACCUCAUGUAUUUACAGCUUAGUUACAAUCAGAUUACCAACCUGCCCCCGGACUUCAUCGCAAGCCUGCUGCCCGUGCUGGAGACUGUUGACCUCAGAUACAAUCCGAUAUCAAACGUGACCAGUAAUGACAGUGGCCAAAUCCGGUACUCAGAAGACCAGCUCCGUAGUGACAAUGCGGAUCUGGGCACUCCUUCGUCCAGUCGACACGCGACGCAGGCGCUCGCUAUGAACGCAACGGCCCUGCGGUUGCCUGCCGUGCCGGCUCCCAGACACCCAGACCCUAUCAUAGAUGAAAUGGAUCUCGAUGCGUCGUCGAUUGAGUCGUCCGAGGACUGGGAGAACAGCGUGGACAGCUCCGACCUGGACGUUCAGUACCAGAACGAAGACGAUCGAGCCGUCAAUGAGUUUGGUCAAUUCUUACAGGCUAUCGGUAUGGUGUUGCCAGAACUAUCACGUUACGCGUCAACAGCGAGCUAAAUUAUUGUAACGGGCAACUCACAACAAUUCAAGUUCACACUGAGAACAUUGGACAUCUUAAAUUUGGGUCAAAAUAUGAAAUACCUGAAACAAUAAAUUCAUGUUUAGAAGGAAAUAGUCUUCCAGGUGAAUAAAAUUCAAACAAGCCAAAAACCUCGAAUCCAGGUCGUAUUUAUGAAAUCUUUCUUAUGAAUGUUUUAAAAUGAUAUUAUUUUUAGUUUAUUUUAAUGAAACCAAAGUAUGUGAAAAUCAGUGUGAUAUAUAUAUAUACUUAUAUUUAAAAUUAUUUUUAAUGUAUUCAUAAAUACCUAAAGGUGAGUAUGUACUG
Molecule: messenger RNA, 1504 nt
Organism: Vanessa tameamea
Lineage: Eukaryota; Metazoa; Arthropoda; Insecta; Lepidoptera; Nymphalidae
Product: leucine-rich repeat protein soc-2
Exons: 6
Coding region: 76-1176 (366 amino acids)
Molecular function (GO): protein binding
Source: RefSeq, a predicted model, not a curated record